This is a messenger RNA of Aspergillus pseudotamarii, 1402 nucleotides long. Its product is annotated as Clr5 domain-containing protein. NCBI's taxonomy places the organism in Eukaryota, Fungi, Ascomycota, Eurotiomycetes, Eurotiales, Aspergillaceae. The record is from RefSeq and is a predicted model, not a curated record. The transcript has 2 exons. The coding region runs from base 235 to 1275 and encodes 346 amino acids.
UAUCUUAGAUCCCCCGAUCUCCUCCAUUAGAGUAUAACAGUUUCCUUUUUCUAAUUCUGUUUUUUUCUUACCAUCAUUGCUCCUAGCUCGAAUUCCUCGCGUACUCCCUACAUUGACUACACAAUCUAUUGACCUUUGCUUGACACUUCCACCCCAAUCCAUCCUCCAUAGGCUCUUUCGCCCUAGUUUGAAUCAACUAGCCAACUCGCAAAUAAGCUAAAACGAGCAUUUGAGAUGAAGAACACAAUCCCAUCAGACGUGUGGGAGAGGAAGAAAGCUUUGAUCGCUAAGCUAUAUAAGGAUGAAGAAUGGCCUCUCAAACAAGUCAUUAAGCAAAUCCGGUCCGAUGACUUUAACCCAAGUGAGACUCAAUUGCGGAGUCGGUUAAAGAAAUGGCGUGUUACCAAACCAUCUCGCCAGACUCGGAAGAAGUCUCAGGAUGACCAACAGGACGUCAAUGGAGAUAGCAGUAGCCACGAGGCAGGGUCUCCAAUGGAUGAGAUUCCAAUUUCUCCUAAGACCCAGUUGUAUUCGACACAGAAAUCAGCUCCCGUAUUAUCCUCUUCCGAACCAGACUUCUACAUGGGCGAUGGAACAUAUGUGCAUCAUGAUUUCCCUACUACAGGAUCUUUCAACAGCCAGAAUGCUUCCAAUGCCUGGGCUCACGAUAGGGAUUCUUCCGUGGUAGUUAUCUCUAACUCUAACUCCUUCGAGCCAUCUUCCCAUACAUCGCCUCUAGCAGAUGGCGUUCUACUUGACUCGGCAUCCCCGAUGGUCUCACCCUUUCAAAACUCUCAUUAUGCGGUGACCACAGGCCCAUGCAUGACAACUCCGACAACUGCAGCAACAGCGCCCAUCAGUUGGGUCGUUCCUCAGUGGUACCCAGUACAGCUAGAGGCUAGUGCUCACCCUCCAUCGAUGCCAUACUACACCGCCCCACCUCUGAGCCCCUCCAUCGAUCCAGCAAUGCAGAUGGUAUCUCCACACCCUCCUCAUCGGCUAUAUUCACCUCCCUCGCCAGGGUGCUCAUUCUCGCAUGAGCAGGUGUUCGACCCGCAUGACGCGCGGAAGCCAUCUCUCCGCGCCAUGCCUGUCUCCUAUAGUCCUGGUACCGCUGGCGGUCACUUAAGGGUCAACCAAAGGGGAGGGCAGCAGGAGAAGAAGAUGUCACUUCCUGCCAAGUUAUCCAACCACUCUCCGGCUGGACCAGUGACGCAUUCCCCCAUUUUCCCCAGCGGACAUCCUGUAAUGUGUGCGCCAACGUUUCCUUAUUGACCAAAACACACUAUAUCUGUAUGACUCUCUCGGCAUUGACUGUCGGUCUGCUUUCAUUUUUGCAUUCAUAACCUAUACUAUUCCCCCAAGACUUCUUGGGUAAUGUGUUACCAUGCAUGGAUGUUUU